CCCGGCUGUUCUUCAGACUUCGAUAACACUGCGACGAUAUUGUCCGUAUGCACUGAGGUGUACACUGUGUGACAGGGGAGGCGAGCUAGAUAAGGGUGAAGAUAUCACUAGCGUCGGCCGUCCCAUGUCACUCAAGCGAAGGUGCGAAAGCGGAGAUCGGCAGAGGUGGUCCCCAUCACUCCAGUCAUGAAGCACGCCUUAAAAGGACGCGGCUGUGUGAGCGUUAACGGUAGUCACAGUGUGAAGUAAUUAGCAGAGUUGCCCUCAUGAUGAGAUCCAUCGACAAGAUUGAGCUAGCGUAAGGGCCUUGGAGCAGCCUGAACUAACACGUCUGGCUACGAAUCCCAAUCACAGCAGCUUCUCUCCUGUAUAUCUUCAUCGAAAAUAGGUCAGCCGAGAUGAUCAUGACAGCUGCGGACAGGUUACCCUCGCGUCUCUUUACGCAUGCGACGAUAAUCACGGUCAACAAGAGCCGGGAGGUCAUUCUGGAUGGUGCAAUCCUCAUCGAACAUGGCCGGAUCGCGGCACUUGGAAAGACAGUUGACCUCGUCGACCAGCUAAUCUCUAACAAAGACCGAGACAUCGAAAUUAUCGAGUGCAAGAACAGGAUCAUCAUACCAGGCCUCGUUAACACCCACGCACACCUCGCGCAAUCACUGCUACGUGGGCUCGCCGAAGAUCUUCCAUUACACAACUGGCUAUGCGAUGCGAUCUGGCCCUUGGAAGCGAAUUACGCCGAGGAUGAUGGCUAUGUGGCUUCGAUGCUGACUAUUGCCGAAAUGUUGAAAACGGGAACGACGUGUUUCCUGGAGGCUAUGCUUACACAUAGAAGCGGACUCGAGAACGUCGUCAGAGCGGUGGAGGAAAGUGGUAUUCGCGCGUGUCUGGGUAAACUGAUCAAGGCCGCUGAGUCAAACCCGAAGCUUAACAUGAAAGAUGCCAGAGAUCGGGAUGUGGACUCUAUGUCAGUCGCUGCUGCUUCAUCAGCAUACGAAAAGUAUCAUGGCUCUUUGAACGACCGUUUGCACAUGUGGUUUGCGGCCGGUACACCUCGAGGCUCACCAAUGGCGGCUCAUGCUGCAAUAGGCGAAGCCGCACGAGCACACGGUAUUGGCCUCACUAUGCACUGUGCCGAAGCGCCUAAAGAUCUUACCAUCUAUCGAGACUAUUACCAAUGCAGUCCCUUUGAGUUCUGCCGAGAUGCGCAACUGACGGGCUCGAAGACGGUUUUUGCCCACUGUGUUCACCCAGACCUAGUAGCUGGAGACUUCGAAAUCUUGUCUGAAAGUAAGAGCACAGUUUCGCAUAAUCCGACGAGCAAUCUCAAGCUUGGAUCUGGUGUGGCGCCGAUACCUGAUAUGGUGGCGAAAGGUGUGAAUGUAGCGUUAGGGACCGACGGAGCGCCAUGCAACAACACGUACGAUAUGUUCCGCGAGAUGCAUUUAGCAUCCAUUCUACAUGGUGGUGUUAGACAAAACGCUGGCGUACUGAGCGCAUACGAUGUCUUAGAGUUUGCAACGAUUAACGGCGCGAGAGCACUAGGGUUGGAAGCUGAGAUUGGGAGCCUAGAAGUUGGGAAGAAAGCCGAUGUUGUCAUUGUGGAGCCGAAAGGCGCAUCAUGUACUCCGUGGGAUCCGGCCGAGCAAAAUGCUGGUGGCAUGGACCCAGUCACAGUGCUCGUCAAUUCGUCUGGCGCAAACGUCGACACAGUCAUCGUAGACGGUCAGUUACUUGUCAGUAGUGGCAAGCUGUUGCACGUUGAUGAGAGCAAGAUCAUACAGAGAGCGAAGACGUCAGUAGCAGACAUCCGUAAAAGGAGCGGUGUGGGUGCACGGAAUCAUAUGUCGUUAAAGUAUACAUAGUCUUAGA
This is a messenger RNA of Alternaria alternata, 1869 nucleotides long. Its product is annotated as 5-methylthioadenosine/S-adenosylhomocysteine deaminase n1. The transcript has 3 exons. Gene Ontology annotation, molecular function: hydrolase activity, acting on carbon-nitrogen (but not peptide) bonds. The record is from RefSeq and is a predicted model, not a curated record. Lineage: Eukaryota; Fungi; Ascomycota; Dothideomycetes; Pleosporales; Pleosporaceae. The coding region runs from base 399 to 1862 and encodes 487 amino acids.